UUCUUUCAAGCUUCCUCCAUCUCUCUCUCUCUCUCUCUCUCUCUCUAUCUAUCUUUCUUCUGCGAUGUGAUCUUCCGCCAUAUCCAAUCAAAUCUUUGCCCAAAUGAUUUGAAGCACUUAUAUAUAGCCAAUUGAAAACACUUAACCAAAGAUGGUUUUCUCAUCUCUUCCACUGUAUCAGUUUGAUCCACCAAACUGGCAGCAGCAAGCGAACCAACAACCAACUGGAUUCACAAACGAUCAUCACAACCCUAACAAUUUUCCGCCGCCGGUUCCCUCUGCCGAUCUUCCUCCGCCUCAGGCCAGCGGCGGUGCCACCGUGGGCCAGACUGUGAGGCCAAACUCGAUGGUGGAACGAGCCCGGCUCGCCAAGAUCCCACUGCCUGAGGCAGCCCUAAACUGCCCUAGAUGUGAUUCCACUAACACCAAGUUUUGCUACUUCAACAACUACAACCUCAGUCAGCCUCGCCACUUCUGCAAGACCUGUCGCCGUUACUGGACACGUGGCGGCGCCCUGAGGAAUGUUCCUGUGGGCGGAGGGUGUAGGAGGAACAAGAGGAGCAAAUCCAACGGCAGGAGCGGCUCCAGAUCGAAAUCAACGGUCGUGGUUGCAUCUGAUCAUCAUCAUCAAGCCACUACUUCCUCUAGUUCGGCUCCUUCUUCUCACACAAGUUAUACAAACCCUAGCAAGCGUCUGAACGUUGGACAAAUCUCGGGUUUAAACCCGAACUUGCCCAACUUGUCUCCUCUCCAAGGUCCUAGAGACUACGGUAUGAACAACAUUGGGUUGGAUUUAGGGGGGAUUCGGUUAAGUAAUGCGAUAACGGGGAAUGCAAGUGGUGGGUUGUUGGAUCAUUGGAGACCAUCAUUGCACCAAUUCCCUUUCUCGAUUAACACGGCAGGAUUAGGACAAUCUUCAAGUGUGUUGUAUCCGUUACUAGAAGGUAAUGAAGGAGCUAAUCAAGAACAAGAGACCGGUUAUGCGAAUCAACUAAGGUCUAAGCAGCAGCUGAUGGAUAUGUUUACACAACCAGACAUUGUGAAAGCUGAAGAGAACGAUCAUCAUCGUAACGGCGUGAAUAACUUGUCGGCGAACAUUAACAUAAACUUGACGAUUGAUGACCAAUACCCUUCAUCAUGGGGUGGGAAUAACAACUCUUGGAACACCGAUCUCCCCGGUUUCACUUUCAACAACUCCUUGUGAUCAUUUAAUGCUUCUGAACACCUCGAGAUAUCGAUCUCCAUGAACCUAAAGGGUUGUCCGUUCACUCGCCAUUCUUGAUUCUUUGGUUGGUUGGACCGUACAUCGCGUUUUAUCAAGUGAGGCCAUCGAGAUCAGACCCGAGCUAUGAUGAAGAUCAAUUCCGGGCUUCAAUGUGAGAGGUAUGAUCAAAAUGUCGAGACUUAGUUAUUAGGUUUCUAGCCUUAAAAUGAACCAAAUUCGACCGGUAUGAUCGGCUAUCCUUCUUUACAUUUCUUCCUUUUGGUGAAAGUUUGUAUCAGGUAUGAGUGUUUUUUAAAGAGUACCGCUUGUCCUCUCCAUCCUUCGUCUU
This is a messenger RNA of Tarenaya hassleriana, 1553 nucleotides long. RefSeq names its product dof zinc finger protein DOF3.6-like. NCBI's taxonomy places the organism in Eukaryota, Viridiplantae, Streptophyta, Magnoliopsida, Brassicales, Cleomaceae. The transcript is spliced from 3 exons. The record is from RefSeq and is a predicted model, not a curated record. Gene Ontology annotation, molecular function: DNA-binding transcription factor activity; DNA binding. Bases 152 to 1204 code for a protein of 350 amino acids. Gene Ontology annotation, biological process: regulation of DNA-templated transcription.